Messenger RNA from Drosophila eugracilis, 467 nucleotides. Its product is annotated as complex III assembly factor LYRM7. Bases 31 to 444 code for a protein of 137 amino acids. The transcript is spliced from 4 exons. NCBI's taxonomy places the organism in Eukaryota, Metazoa, Arthropoda, Insecta, Diptera, Drosophilidae. The record is from RefSeq and is a predicted model, not a curated record. Gene Ontology annotation, biological process: mitochondrial respiratory chain complex III assembly.
CAUUGUCCCUACAGCUGUUACUAUACAAAAAUGUCCAAUUUGCGGCGCCAGGUGCUUAGUGCUUUUAAGAAGCUCCAUCGCACUCGGCAAUAUGUAUUUCAAGGGGACAUUAAUGCUCUGGUGGCAGGACGAAUAAAAAUAAACGAGUCUUUUCUGCAAAACCGCAAUGAAACCAGUGAGGAUGAGAUUCAGAAGAUGAUUAAACUUGCGCAGGACGUGGAUCUGGAGCUGCGCACCAAUGUGAUCCAAGCUGAGAAAAAGGAGGAUGGUGUUUAUGAACUGAGGAUUACACCGGAGACUACGCGCCUGGACAAUGUAGUCUUCAAUCCCGAUGCAGUCAUAGAAAAACCGCGCAGACGACGGGGCGAUAAGAACACGGAUGGCUGCUGCGGGGGAGCAGCGAUGGCGGCACUGGAAUCCGAGAUUCAGGCCCAAAACAAAUAAAGCCAAAAAAUUUUUUAGUUGAA